GUAUUAGAGUAUGUUCGUUUUGGGCGUGUAUGUGUUUUAAGCAUCAAACUGUCUUUAUUACUCUUGAAAUGUAAAACAAAGAUAGACAGCUCAAAGUGCAUGAACAUCCGAAGCAUCUUAGCUAACACGUCAUUAUCCUUGAUUAAUACGAGAUAUUCCGAGAUAGGCUACGGUCCACGACUCUCACAAGUCGCGAGUUGCGAGUCGCGAGUAGUCACGCAAAUAUACGCGGAAAGUGUGUUUAUAGUCUCUAAGCACAUUUUAACUAUUUGUUGCUUCUUUGUUAAGAAACUCUCGUGUAUAUUAGAAAUUUUUGAAUGUUCGAUGAAUUGAUAUCAAAUACAAUCUAAACAUCAACAUCAUAAAUAAGUAACAAUAUUCACAUAAGUAUAGAAUUUGUAAUAAAAAAUAAAAAGCAAUGGAACACACAAUUCUGGUUAUAGGCAGUGGUGCUAGAGAGCAUGCUAUUUGUUGGAAAUUAUCUCAGUCACCGCAUGUAAAAGAAAUUUUGGUUGCUCCUGGGAAUAUUGGAAUUAAACAAGUGGAAAAAGUGGAACUGGUUGAAUUAGAUAUUAUGAAUUCUAAGCAAGUUGCUAAAUGGAGCAAAAUAAACAAUAUUGAUUUAGUAGUGAUUGGACCAGAAGAUCCUUUGGCUAAAGGAAUAGCAGAUGACUUAAAAGUUGUGGGAGUCAAAUGUUUUGGACCACAGAAGCAAGCAGCUAUGAUUGAAGCUAACAAAGAGUGGGCAAAGCAAUUUAUGGAGAAAAAUUGUAUUCCUACUGCUAAAUGGCAAAGUUUUACAUGUGCUGCAGAAGCUAAAACUUUUGUUAAAACAGCUCCGUUUAAGGCACUAGUAAUUAAAGCUUCUGGUUUAGCAGCAGGUAAAGGUGUGGUAGUAGCAAAAGACCAGCAUGAAGCUUGCAAUGCAAUAGAUGAGAUUUUGAAUGAUAAGAAAUUUGGAGCUGCUGGUGAGACUGUCAUCAUUGAAGAACUUUUAGACGGAGAAGAAAUAUCUGUACUUGCAUUUACAGAUGGAAAGACUGUUGUGCCUAUGAUGCCUGCGCAAGAUUACAAGAGAAUUUUUAAUGGAGACACUGGUCCAAAUACAGGUGGAAUGGGAGCUUAUUGUCCAUGUCCACUGUUAAGUAAAACAGAGUACGAACAAGUAAAAAUAAAUAUUAUGCAAAAAGCUAUUGAUGGUCUUAAAAAAGAAAACAUUUUAUACAUAGGUGUACUGUAUGCUGGAUUAAUGUUAACUGAAAAUGGGCCCAAAGUCUUAGAGUUUAACUGCAGAUUCGGGGAUCCGGAAACGGAAGUAAUAUUACCAUUAUUGACAUCGGAUUUAUUCAUGAUUAUGAAGGCUUGUUGCGAAGGAAUUUUAGACUCAUCUCUCGUUUCGUGGAAAGAAGACGUAUAUGCUGUAGGUGUAAUGUUAGCAUCUCGUGGUUAUCCUGAGUCUUCAUCUAAGGGUCAAGUAAUAACAGGCAUUGAUGAUGUGUCACGUAAACAGGACCAUUUCGUUUUCCACAGUAGCACAGCUGUUUCGUCAAAUGGCGAUGUGAUAACAAAUGGUGGCAGAGUUCUUAUUAUUGUUAGUAUAGCGUCGAACUUAACUUUAGCAGUAGCUAGAUCCACUCAAGCUGCUCAACAUGUGUCAUUCGAAGGAAAACAAAUCAGAACGGACAUUGCACAUAAAGGAAUUGCUAGAUCUAUUUUACAUAAAGGACAAUUAACAUACGAGAUCAGUGGCGUAAAUAUAGCUGCCGGAAAUCAUCUCGUAUCCGCUAUCAAACCAGUUACUUGUUCCACACAACGUACUGGUACUUUAAGUAUCAUAGGUGGAUUUGGAGGUCUCUUUGAUGUAAAAGCAGCAGGUUACAAUGAUCCUAUCUUGGUAUCUGGUACUGAUGGUGUUGGCACCAAAUUAAAAAUUGCAAUUGAAUGCAACAAACACGAUACAGUUGGCAUCGAUUUGGUAGCUAUGUGCGUGAACGAUAUUCUUGCACACAACGCGGAACCACUAUUUUUCUUAGAUUAUUUUGCCUGCGGCAAACUUGAUAUUGAGACAGCUACAAUGAUUAUAGAUGGGAUAGCCGAAGGUUGUAAAGAAGCAGGAUGCUCUUUGAUUGGUGGAGAAACGGCUGAGAUGCCCGAUAUGUAUUGUGAAGGAGAGUAUGAUUUGGCGGGUUUUGCGGUGGGCGCAGUUGAAAAAAACAGUUUAUUACCACGUCUAAAUGAUAUUAAAGAAAGUGAUGUGGUGAUAGGUCUUCCAUCCAACGGCGUGCACAGUAAUGGCUUCAGUUUAAUACGAAAAGUAAUGAAACUUGCUGAUAAAAAGUAUACAGACAUCGCACCAUUCUCAAAGAAUAAUCGAACUAUUGGUGACGAACUGUUGGAACCAACAAAAAUUUAUGUGAAAAACGUUCUUCCUGCUUUACGAACAAAUCUAGUAAAGGGAUUUGCGCACAUUACUGGUGGGGGUCUCGUCGAAAACAUACCUAGGAUUUUACCGGAAAACUUGAGUGUAACAUUAGAUGCAACAAAGUGGAAUGUUUUACCAAUCUUUGGCUGGUUAGCGGCAGUCGGUGGAAUCAGUAAAUAUGAAAUGUUAAGAACGUUUAACUGUGGAAUUGGUGCUAUCAUAAUAUGCUCCAAAAAAGAUAAGACUGAAGUUUUAAAUAAAAUGAAAGAUGAGAAACCAGCAGUAAUUGGAAGCGUGAACACAUAUCGCAUUGAGGACCAAACUAGAGUGCACGUGAAAAACUUCGAAAAGGUCAUCGAAUCAGAAAUGAAACAAUAUAUUCCUAAUUUAGUUAUGACACUGGGUAAACCCCUUAAAAGAGUAGGAAUUUUGAUAUCUGGCAGCGGAACAAAUCUUCAAUCAUUAAUCAAUGCUACUCAGGAUCCGUUUAAGCAUAUUGGAGCAGAAAUUGUUUUAGUAAUCUCCAACAAGCCUGGUGUUGAAGGAUUGAAACGUGCCGAAAGAGCUGGUAUUAAGACAGUGGUUAUUAAACACACUAAUUAUCCAAGUCGCGAAUCUUUUGAUGCAGCCAUGAAUGUGGAGCUUCAUGCUGCCGGAGUAGAAAUAGUAUGUCUGGCCGGUUUUAUGCGAAUUCUGUCAGAACAAUUUGUGAAACACUGGAAGGGAGCUCUACUAAAUAUUCAUCCGUCUCUUUUACCAUCUUUUAAAGGCCAAAAUGCACACAAGGAUGUUUUAGCAGCACGUGUGCGUGUAUCGGGUUGCACUGUACACUUUGUUGAGGUUGAUAUCGAUUCAGGAGCUAUCAUUGAACAAGAGACAGUACCUGUGUUUCCUGAUGAUACUGAAAAAAUUUUAGAAGAACGUGUAAAGAUGGCAGAGCAUCGAGUUUAUCCACGUGCCUUGAAAUACUUGGCAACUGGUCGUAUAAAAUUAAGGGAGGAUGGCACUCUCCAAUGGAAUUAAUAUUUUUUUUGUCAAAUUUAUAAAAUAUAGAAAUUAUGAUUUUUAUAUUUAAGUAAAACCAUAGAGAUCAGAAAUUUGAAGAAAGAGAGCUAUAGUUGUCAUAAGACAUGAAUUUCCAAAUAACACUCUUUUUUAUUACAGGAACUUGAUUGUUAAUUUAAGGUAAGUGUAGUAGUAGCUCCCGAACUAUAUAAAGAGUAAUUACCCAGUAAGCAAAAUGCGCGCAAUAUGCCAGCAGAUUGGCAACAGAUAUACUAAAAAGUUGCGAGCAAAUUGGCAUCUGUUAUGUCCGCAUUAGGCUUACGAUCUGCUAGCAAAGCCUGCUCACAGA
Messenger RNA from Pseudomyrmex gracilis, 3776 nucleotides. RefSeq names its product trifunctional purine biosynthetic protein adenosine-3 (gene Gart). The coding region runs from base 419 to 3445 and encodes 1008 amino acids. The transcript is spliced from 17 exons. NCBI's taxonomy places the organism in Eukaryota, Metazoa, Arthropoda, Insecta, Hymenoptera, Formicidae. Gene Ontology annotation, molecular function: phosphoribosylglycinamide formyltransferase activity; metal ion binding; phosphoribosylformylglycinamidine cyclo-ligase activity. Gene Ontology annotation, cellular component: cytosol. The record is from RefSeq and is a predicted model, not a curated record. Gene Ontology annotation, biological process: adenine biosynthetic process; 'de novo' IMP biosynthetic process.